Terrapene triunguis (Three-toed box turtle) is the source of this 456-nucleotide messenger RNA. Its product is annotated as apelin receptor-like. The record is from RefSeq and is a predicted model, not a curated record. Gene Ontology annotation, biological process: G protein-coupled receptor signaling pathway; immune response. The coding region runs from base 1 to 456 and encodes 151 amino acids. Gene Ontology annotation, cellular component: membrane. Gene Ontology annotation, molecular function: G protein-coupled receptor activity. Lineage: Eukaryota; Metazoa; Chordata; Testudines; Emydidae. The transcript has 2 exons.
AUGGUUGGUGUGAUGACAGAGCACUGGGAGGUGUCCUUCUUGCUGCUGCCUGUGCUCUACAAACUGGUCUUCGUGCUGGGGCUGUCGGGAAACAGGCUGGUGAUCUUCACCGUGUGGUGGGGCCCGCGGGCCAAGCACCUCUCCACCGACACCUACAUUGGCAACCUGGCGCUGGCCGACCGGGGCUUCGUGGUGACCCUGCCGCUGUGGGCUGCCUACAGGGCGCUGCACUUCCACUGGCCCUUCGGCUCGGCGCUGUGCAAGCUCAGCAGCUACUUGGUGCUGCUCAACAUGUUUGCCUCCACCUUCUGCCUGGGCUGCCUCAGCUUCGAGCGCUCCCUAGCCAUCGUGCGCUUGCUGCCAUGCUCCCGGCCCAUGUGUCCCCGCGCCGCUCUCGCUGGCCGCGCUCUGGCUGCUGGCCCUGCUGCUGCUCAACACGCAGCCCAGCCCGGCUGA